AUGAAUACUGGGAGGUUGGAGCUGAAGGUAAAGAGAAUUUCCUCCAGGAAGAGGUCCAGAAACAGCCUGAAGACUCACCUGACACCUGCCAGUAAGAGAGGAGAGGGUCCCUGUCCUCAGGAAUGUUUCCCAGACUGCAGGGACAGCAGGACCAUGGCUGAGGGUCAAGCUGUGGAGGUGGGUUAAUGAGACAUGAGGAUCAUACAUGAGCCUUAAUUAUUAGAUUCAUGUAGUGGGAUAAGAUGAUCCAUUUUUCAUAUUUGGGAUCACUCCAUCAAGUAAAUCCUAGUUUUGUCUCCAACUAGUGUAUCUGCAGAUAUUUCAGGAUGUUGUUCAUCCCUGCAAACCAACAGAAUGAGUGUAAACAGAACUGUAAUCUUGAUAAUAUAGCAUGACAAAAAAAGGGGUCUCCUAUGGUCAACUUACCCCGUGUAUGAGCUAAAUUGACCAUAGGAGCGGGGGGGGGGGGUUAAUUUGAGCUGUAUCCCUACUACCCCCCCCCCCCCCACUCACCCCCCCAACCCCCUCCCUCACCUUCUCUCUCCCUAGAUAACAGGCACUUCUUCACAUUCAUGUGUAUUUUUAUCUAUUAUAUACUAUUUAACUGUUGCAAUCAUUCUUUUUAUUAUUAUUGAACUUGAAAAGUCCUGCAGCAUGUGUUAGACAUCACCAUCUACACAUGGACCAAUCAGGGGCUGCCUUUCCCUGUUGUCUGGGGAACAGUGGAAACACAGUCACUGAUUGGCCCGGUUAUUUACUGCUUUCUAAAACAAGAAAUAAAUGUCUAACCCCUUCACCCAUGUGCUUCGAACCUUUAAAGACUCUAUGAAUUGAUGACCAUUUCCUAAAGAUUUGGUCUCAUGAUCAAUUUCUUUGACCAUUUACAAGAAACGGGGGGGGGCUCAACUUACCCCACUCUCCCCUAUAUUUAUUACCUCCAAAAACAUGGACUGUCUUGUGCUCAUAAUAUAGAUAUUGUGUGUAAAAAAAGCUUUUUUCUUUCUUGUGUGCAAUAGAAAAUCAACAUAUUGCUGACUGUGUAAGUGUAUUUUAAUAUAGAAACAUGGAUUUAAAAGUCUCAGAUUCUAACCAAAAGCUCAGCAGACAGUUAAAUCCCUGUGUGUUAGCGCUGAGGUGAUGUUGUCGUUUAAAGGAGGGAGAUUUUCAGGUUAGAAGUGUCUGCAGACAAACAUCCUCUCAUUUCUCCAUCUGAACAGUAACAGUGUGUUAUAUUCAUCAGUUCUGCAGUGACAGUGAGGACCUGUUUGGAGACUACGACAGCAUCCUGGAGGACAGCUCUCUUCUGGCAAAGCUGGAUGACGCUGAGCAGAACGCAAGGCGGCCAAACGGCCAGAUUUCAGCUCACAAUGACGCCGUGGAUCAGCCAGAGUUCACCGUUCUGUGGCUGAUGAAAGACAUCCAGAAACGACCGUCUGAGGACAUCCUCUCAGACUCCAUCCUGGACAGACUUGGAGACGAACCUUUUGAGGAUUUACCACCGAGCCAACUUCAGUUUCAGGAUAAAAUGAAGAGGAGCAGACUGCAGGAGGGAGAGAAGACCUCCACGCCCUCCAAAAACACCGACUGGGACUCUGAGGGGGUUUCUGAGAGGACCACGGAGGAGAAACCAAAGAAGACGUUGAGGAGGAGUGUGGCCGACAAGCUGAAGAAAACCAUGCUGGGUAACGCCGCCACUCCUUCCAGCGUUUCCCGGACAGUGGUGUUAAAGGAAGCUGUGGUUUCUGAGGAGAUCAGCGUCGCCAUACAGGCCAUGGAGACAGUUUCCUCUCAGACCACCGACCUCGGACCUUUCUUUGGACUCCCCUCUAAAGUCAAAGACCUGAUGUACGAACUCAGAGGGAUCAAGACUUUAUACGGUGAUACAUCUCUUUUUUUAUUAAAGCUAGAAUUGUGAUAUUUAGUGAGGUAGCGGUGUCAGUAUUAGAAAACAAACAUCAGAUGGUUUAUAUGAAUACUACCUCCUCCUCAAAUGGUGGCAGGGUCUCUCAGAGGACUUAGCUCUUCAUUAUUAUAUAAGAGAAUUAAGCCAGAGCUCAAAUGUUGGUAAAGUGAGGAAGCUCUGUGAAGUUCAAAUCUGCAGUAAAAUACAGAGACGUCUGCAGCCAUCAAAGAGUUUAGGGAGGAACUUUAAAGGGAAAUGAGGUUUAAUGUGAGUGUUGCCUUGUAGAAACUGCAUAUAUAUCUAUAUAUCGAAUCUAUAUUUUUAUAUGUAUAUAUCAUAUCCAUAUGUAUUAAUCAUACCAAUAUAUCUAUAUAUAUAUAUAUAUAUAUAUAUAUAUAUAUAUAUAUGUAUGUGUGUGUGUGUGUGUGUGUGUGUGUGUGUGUGUGUGUGUGUGUGUGUGUGUGUGUGUAUCAUAUCUAUAUCUUUGUACAUAUAUCUAUGUAUCAUAUCUAUAUCUUUGUACCAUAUCUAUAUAUCAUAUCUUUAUCUAUGUAUCAUAUCAAUACAUCAUAUCUAAAUCUAUAUAUUAAAUCUUAAUCUAUAUAUCAUAACUAUAUAGAUAUCUAUUUAUCAUAUCAAUAUAUAGAUAUCUAUAUCCAUAUCUAUCAUACCUAUAUCUAUAAAUCAUAUCUAAAUCUAUAUAUCAUAUCUAAACCUAUGUAUUUAUUUAUCAUAUCUAUAGCUUUAUGUAUAUGUAUAUAUAUACAUAUAUAUGUAUGUAUGUAUGAAUGUAUGUGUAUAUAUGUAUAUAUAUGUGUAUAUAUAUAUAUAUGUGUAUAUGUAUAUAUGUAUGUAUAUAUAUGUAUAUAUGUAUGUAUAUAUAUGUAUAUGUAUGUAUGUAUAUGCACAUAUGUAUGUAUGUAUAUAUGAAUAUAUGUAUGUAUAUCUAUGUAUAUAUGUAUGUAUAUAUGUCUAUAUAUAUAUAUAUGUCUAUAUAUAUAUAUAUAUGUCUACACUCACCGGCCACUUUAUUAGGUACACCAUGCUAGUAACGGGUUGGACCCCCUUUUGCCUUCAGAACUGCCUCAAUUCUUCGUGGCAUAGAUUCAACAAGGUGCUGGAAGCAUUCCUCAGAGAGCUUGGUCCAUAUUGACAUGAUGGCAUCACACAGUUGCCGCAGAUUUGUCGGCUGCACAUCCAUGAUGCGAAUCUCCCGUUCCACCACAUCCCAAAGAUGCUCUAUUGGAUUGAGAUCUGGUGACUGUGGAGGCCAUUUGAGUACAGUGAACUCAUUGUCAUGUUCAAGAAACCAGUCUGAGAUGAUUCCAGCUUUAUGACAUGGCGCAUUAUCCUGCUGAAAGUCAGAAGUUGGGUACAUUGUGGUCAUAAAGGGAUGGACAUGGUCAGCAACAAUACUCAGGUAGGCUGUGGCGUUGCAACGAUGCUCAAUUGGUACCAAGGGGCCCAAAGAGUGCCAAGAAAAUAUUCCCCACACCAUGACACCACCACCACCAGCCUGAACCGUUGAUACAAGGCAGGAUGGAUCCAUGCUUUCAUGUUGUUGACGCCAAAUUCUGACCCUACCAUCCGAAUGUCGCAGCAGAAAUCGAGACUCAUCAGACCAGGCAACGUUUUUCCAAUCUUCUAUUGUCCAAUUUCGAUGAGCUUGUGCAAAUUGUAGCCUCAGUUUCCUGUUCUUAGCUGAAAGGAGUGGCACCCGGCGUGGUCCUCUGCUGCUGUAGCCCAUGUACCUCAAAGUUCGACGUACUGUGCAUUCAGAGAUGCUCUUCUGCCUACCUUGGUUGUAACGGGUGGUUAUUUGAGUCACUGUUGCCUUUCUAUCAGCUCGAACCAGUCUGGCCAUUCUCCCCUGACCUCUGGCAUCAACAAGGCAUUUCCGCCCACAGAACUGCCGCUCACUGGAUAUUUUUUCUUUUUCGGACCAUUCUCUGUAAACCCUAGAGAUGGUUGUGCGUGAAAAUCCCAGUAGAUCAGCAGUUUCUGAAAUACUCAGACCAGCCCUUCUGGCACCAACAACCAUGCCACGUUCAAAGUCACUCAAAUCACCUUUCUUCCCCAUACUGAUGCUCGGUUUGAACUGCAGGAGAUUGUCUUGACCAUGUCUACAUGCCUAAAUGCACUAAGUUGCCGCCAUGUGAUUGGCUGAUUAGAAAUUAAGUGUUAACGAGCAGUUGGACAGGUGUACCUAAUAAAGUGGCCGGUGAGUGUAUAUCUAUAUAUAUCUAUAUAUGUCUAUAUCUAUAUAUAUGUCUAUAUAUGUCCAUAUGUAUGUCUUUAUAUAUAUAUGUAUUUAUAUGUAUGUCUAAAUGUAUGUAUAUAUGUAUAUGUCUUUAUAUAUGUAUGUCUAUGUGUGUGUAUAUAUGUCUUUAUAUAUGUCUCUAUAUCUGUAUGUCUAUAUAUACAGUAUGUCUAUAUAUGUAUGUAGAUAUAUAUAUGUCUAUAUAUGUAUGUAGAUAUAUAUAUGUAUGUGUAUGUAUAUAUACAUAGACAUACAUAUAUAGACAUAUAUACAUACAUAUAUAGACAUACAGUAUAUGUAUGUAUAUAUGUCGAUAUAUGUAUGUAUGUAUAUAUGUCUAUAUAUGUAUGUAUGUAUAUACGUCUAUAUAUGUAUGUAUGUAUAUACAUGUAUGUAUGUAUAUAUGUCUAUAUAUGUAUGUGUAUGUAUAUAUCUAUAUAUGUAUAUAUAUCUAUAUAUAUGUCUAUGUAUGUCUAUAUAUAUAUAUGUAUGUCUAUAUAUAUGUAAUUGCUUUGCUUUCAUGGAAAUGCACCGUUUUACUCCAUUAACCUUAAUGUAACAGACCAUUGCUAAAUAUAUGUCAGCAAAAGAUAAGGGCUUAGUUUUAGGGUUGAAAACAUUUGCAAGAGUCACAGCUUCAGUGCAAAAGCAAAAAAAGAAAUCACUGUUGGAUUAUUCACUUCAACUUUUUGGCUUUUGAGAGUCUGCAAACAAAAAUCCUUAUUAAUCUCAACUGCGUUCAAACUACCGCAAAAAUGGCUAGAAAGCAACUGAGUAAAGAUGAACAUUGAGGAAAGAAGGAUACACAGAAAGAGAAAUUGCAAAAUGCCUAAAGGUGUUUAACAACGGAGUCCACUACACUCUGAAGAGAUUAGGGGAACCUGGGAGUUAUGAUAAUAGAAAAAGACCUGGAUGAAAGAGAGUUACCACAAAAGCAGAGGAUAAACUAAGCAUUGUCACCAGUAAGAGAGAUUGGCAAAAGACAGCACCAAAAAUAAGGGAGGAAAUCAACAUGACAAGGUCGAAACCCAUAUCUCUGACAACCGUGAAAUGACGUUUGAGAAAGGCUGGUCUGAAGGGUUGUGUAUCUGCAAAAAAAACACUACUUCGUCCACAGAACAUGAAAAAGAGAUAUGAGUGGGCAAAAGCUCACAAAAAUUGGACAUAUGAUGACUAUAAACAAGUUUACAUGGUUUGGUUCAAAACGCAGAGUGUAUGUCCGCAGACAAACUGGUGAACGUCUGAAAGCACCACGUGUUACACCCAUAAUUCAGCAUGGAGGUGGUAGUUCCAUGGUAUGGGGAUGUUUUGCAGGUGAUGGAGUAGGAGAUUUGUUUGAAGUAAAGGGUAUCAUGAAGAAGGAACUGUACCACUCUAUCCUCCAGCACCAUGCUGCUCCAUCUGGACUCAGACUUGUGGCUCAUAAGUUUAUUUUGCAGCAAGACAAUGACCCUAAGCACUCUGCCAAGCUCUCUCAGGGUUACCUUGACAAAAAAGAAGAGGUAGGUGUUCUUCAAAAGAUGGUUUGGCCCCCUCAGUCUCCAGACCUUUCUCCAAAUUGAGCCUGUGCAGGAUGAAUUGGAUUGAUCGGUCAGUAAGGCACGUCCCACGAAUCAGCAGUAUCUUUUUAAUUAACUUAAGAAAGCUUGGAAUGCAAUCCCUUGAACAUACCUUAAAAAACUUGUGGAACGAAUGCCUGGUAUAUGCCAAGCUGUUGUUAAAGCCAGAGGUGGUAACUUUGAAGAAAGCAAAGUCUAAGCAACAAUAACUCAAAUACCUAAUAAUUAUAGUCAAAAUGUCUUCUGAUAAGUUACUCUUUACACAAUAGUCAUGUUUAUUGUGUUGCAAAUUAUAUAUAUGAAACUAUGAUCUUUUUUGUACAAAUCUGAUCUUGCUUCCAAACUUUUGGCCUGUAGUGUAUAUAUUGUCAUGUCCCUGUUGAUGUCUGGUGUUUCAUGAGUAGAAACCUCCUCACAGCGGCUUUAGGUUUGUGUCUCAAACUUGUAAAAACAGUCCCUAACAGGAGUUUUUUUUGUUGUCCCUCAGACUGGCAGGAGACAUGUCUGAACCUGGACUGUGUUCAGAGGAGAAAGAACCUGAUCUACUCUCUGCCCACCAGUGGAGGAAAAACUCUGGUGGCAGAGAUCCUGAUUCUGAGGGAGCUGCUGUGCAGGAAGAAAGACUGUCUGUUCAUCUUACCAUACAUUUCUCUGGUGCAGGAGAAGGUCAGAGCGGCACAGACCAACCCCACUGUUCCUGAUCUGAUCUUCUUCUCUAACCCCGCUGUUCCUGCUGUUCCUGCAGGUUCGAGGGUUGGCCAGCUUCGGCCUGGAGCUGGACUUCAUGGUGGAGGAGUACGCCGGCAGUAAAGGCAGAUUUCCUCCAGUGAAGAGAAGAACCAUGAAUUCCCUUUAUAUCGCCACGAUUGAGAAAGCCCACAGCCUGGUCAACUUACUGAUCGAGACCGACAGGAUAGGAGAUCUGGGUCUGGUGGUGGUGGACGAGGUAUGGACCCCCUUUUGUUAGAGUCCUGUAGAAGGUAACGGUGAAGAUCCUGGAUCUUUGGUUUAACAUUUCAUUUUCAUACUUUAUUUCGUUCAGAUUAUAUUCAAAACAUUCAAUACAAACAAGGAAAAAUCUUAAACAUGUGAAUUAAAAGGAGCAGAAAGAAGAAAACUCUUCUAGAGUCUGCCCCUCUUUAAUAAGAUAUUAACAUUUAACUGUUGUUUACAGCUUCACAUGUUAGGAGACGGCAACAGAGGAGCAAUAAUCGAAAUGACUCUGUCCAAAGUCCUCUACACCAGCCGUGAGUUUUAAAUCUGAAUUUAUUUUUUAAAACCCGAGUUUGCUUGUUUUAACUCUGAGAUUAAUUUUUUACAUCUAAGUUUACUUUUUUAAUCUGAGUUUACUUUUAUACAACUGAGUUUACUUUUUUAAUCUGAGUUUACUUGUUUUUAACUCUGAGAUUACUUUUUAAACCUGAGUUAACUUUUUUAAUCUGAGUUUCCAUUUUUAAAUUUGGGUUGACUUAAUUUAUCUUAAAGUUUACUUAUUUUAACUCUAAAUUUACUUUUUUAAUCUGGGUUUACCUUUUUAAUCUGAGUUAAAUUUUUUAAUCUGAGUUUCCUUUUUUAAAUCUGAGUUAAAUUUUUUAACGUGAGUUUACUUUUUAAUAUGGGUUUACUUUUUUAAUCUGAGUUUACUUUUAAAAUCUGAUUUUUUUAAUCUGAGUUUACUUUUACUUUUUAAAUCUGAGUUUUUAUUAAAUCCGAGCUUACUUUUUUAAUCUGAAUUUACUUUUUUAAAUCUAAAUUUACCUUUUUUAAUCUGGGUUUACUUUUUGAAGUCUGAGUUUUGAAAUCUGAGUUUACUUUUUUUGAGUUUUUUAAUCUGAGUUUACCUUGUUAACAUUAAUUUUCCUUUUAUCUGGGUUUACAUUUUAAAAUCUUAGCUAACUUUUUUAAUAUCAGUUUAUUUUUUUUAAACUGACUUUUCUUCUUGAUCAGAUAACAUGAUCCUUCCCCGUUAUUUUCCAGAGUCCACUCAGAUUAUCGGGAUGAGCGCCACCUUGGGGAACAUUCAGGACCUGCAGACGUUUUUAAAGGCUGAGAAUUACACCAACGACUUCAGACCUGCGAGUGACCUUUAACCUCCAACCCUAUUACUGAUGUGUUUAUGUUAGCGUGUUCAGUAAGUGGUAUUGACUCCGCCCUCUGCUCUGCCCUCUGCUCAGGUCCAUCUGAAGGAGUACGUCAAAUUAAAUGAAUUCAUAUAUGAAGUGGAUCCAAAGGAGGAGCCAUGUUUCCGGUUAUCGCAUCCUCUAAACUUUAAGGUCAGUUCUGCAGACAGUGGCUCUGAGUUAACCUGCUGAGAAGGUCAUCAAAGGUCAAACCUGCAUGAAGAGACGGACUGAAAUACCCAGAGGGGAGGAUGGUCCUGGUUUGAUGGGAUUAGAGGAGGACCCAGAACGGAGCCCUGUGGAACACCUGAACUUAAGACUCUGAAAUUAAGAUUUACAAUCUUUAAACUGUGCUUCAUGAGACAUUUUUGACCUGAAAUCUAACAGUCACGUUUAACAGUAGAGACUUCUUUUUCUUUUUUUUUCUCUUCUUCCUUUUUUCCUCCUUCUUCUUUUUUCUUUUUCUUAUUCUCCCUUUUCUCCUUGUUCUUUCUCUUCAUAUUCUUCUUUUUUCUUUUUCUUGUUCUUUUUCUACUUUUUUAUCCUUUCUUUCACUUUUUCUCAUUCCUAUUUCUUCUUCCUCCUCCUCUUUCUCCUCCUACUCCUUCUCCUCCCCCUCUUCUUUCUCCUCCUCCUCUUUCUCCUCCUCUUCCUUCUCCUCCUGCUCCUCCUCCUUCUUCUUCACCUCCUCCUCCUUCGUCUUCUCCUCCUCCUCCUCCCCUUCCUCCUUCUUCUUCUCCUUAUCCCCUCAUCCUCCUCCUCCUCUCCUUCCUCCUUCUUCUUCUUCUCCUUAUCUCCUCCUCCUUUUCCCCUCCUCCUCCUCCUCCUCCUUCUUCCUCUCCUCAUCCUCCUCCUCCUCCUCCUCAUCCUCCUCCUCCUCCUAUUUCUUCUUCUCUUCCUCCUGCUUCUCUUCCUCCUCCUUCUAUUCCCCCUCAUCCUCCUCAUCCUUAUCCUCCUCCUCCUCUUCCUCCUCCUUCUAAUUCCCCUCAUUCUCCUCCUCCUCAUCCUUAUCCUCCUCCUCUUCCUCCUCCUCCCCCUACUUCUUCUACUCCUCCUUUUCCUUCUUCCUUCUCCUCCUCCUCCCCUUCCUUCUCCUCCCUCCCCCUCAUCCUCCUGCAUCUCCUCCUCCUCCUACUCUUUCACAGCUCCCUGACCCGGUCUUUGUUUUCCGCUCCUCAGUACUCCAGUGGGAUGCAGAAAACCGACCCGGAUCACAUCAUUGCCUUGGUUACGGAAGUCAUCCCUUCACACUCCUGUCUGGUUUUCUGUCCCACCAAGAAGAACUGUGAGAACCUGGUCGGGAUGAUCUGCAGACACCUGAGAGAGUGAGUCCUUCUCCUCCUCCUCUUCCUGUUUGACUCUUGGUCUCAGCACAAACUGAAGGUCCAUCCUGCUCUUCCUCGGCUCUUUCAGGGACUUCCUGCAGUACCGUCACGAGGAGAAGUUGGUCCUCCUGCAGGAGCUGAAGUACAGCGGGAAUGGCUCGUUGUGUCCCAUUCUCAGGAGGACGGUGCCUUACGGUUUGGCGUAUCACCACAGCGGUCUGACCUCGGAGGAGAGGAAGCUGGUGGAGGAGGCGUACUCCAGUGGCGUCCUCUGCCUCCUCACCUGCACCUCCACGCUGGCUGCAGGCAUCAACCUCCCCGCACGAAGGUAAGACACCAGAGAACCAGGCGGAAAACUUUCCCAGGUUUCCAGGACCUCCAUAGAGGACCUAUUCUUCAGAUAUGACACCGUUUUCCUCCGUCAGGGUGAUCCUGCGCUCGCCGUACGUGGCCACAGACUUCCUGAAGAGGAGUCAGUACAAACAGAUGGUGGGUCGGGCGGGUCGGGCCGGGAUCGACACGGUGGGAGAGAGCAUCCUCAUCCUGCAGGAGAAAGACCGACACAUGGUGAACACACACACUCAGAUAUGGAAGCAAAUCUGUGUCAUAAUUCAAAUGAAAAUAGAUGAACAGAAAUGCAUUUUCAGAAUGUACCUGCACUUCAGACUCAUAAAUAAAAUUAAAAAUAAAUAAUCUGAACUGCAAUUCCUUUUUCUUUUUUCAUGUCCGCUCGAAAAGAAAGCAAUGCAGUAAAAAGAAAGCAAUUGCAGUUCAGAUUAUUUAUUUUUAAUUUUAUUUAUGAGUCUAAAGUGCAGGUACAUUCUGAAAAUGCAAAUGCGUUUCUGUUCAUCUAUUUUUUUAUUUUGAAUUAUGACACAGAUUUGCUCAGACAGAUGUUUAUAGAACUGAAGUUUCAGUGAGAGAGGAGGAAGAACAGUUUCAGGAGAAGGUCGUGUGAGAAGACAUGACAAUCGAACUUUGAAAUAAAGUUUAAAAGAGAAGAUUCCUACAUCUGGAGGAUCUUCUCAGGUUUCUCAGAUCUUCUCAUGUCUUCUCUGAAUCUUCUCAGGCUUCUCAUGUCUCUUCUCAUGUCUCAGGCUCAGAACCUGGUGAGCGCCCCGAUGGAGAGAUGUCUCAGUCACCUGAUCCAGGACCAAGGAAAAGGUCUCCUCAGUCUGAUCCUCUCACUCAUCGGGUUAAAGGUCAGUCUGCCGCUGUCCAGAUCUGAGGAGGUCAGAGGUCAACGUGUUUACAGCUGCAGGUGAAGCAGAGCUGUGUGUGUGUGUGUGUGUGUGUGUGUGUGUGUGUGUGUGUGUGUGUGUGUGUGUGUGUGUGUGUGUGUGUGUGUGUGUGUGUGUGUCACAGGUCACCUCGUCAUGUGAUCAGCUGAGGGACUUUCUGUGUGGAACGCUGUUGUAUGUCCAGCAGGAGGAGCUGUGUGUGAGGAGGAGUCUGUGGGAGGAGGUGCAGCAGAGUUUGGACCUCCUGAGGGAGAAGAACCUCAUCACUGAGUCAGCUGACCGUCUAAGUCUGGAGGUCACCGGGCUGGGCCGGGCCACCUACAAAGGUUGGGGGGGGGGGGGGGGGGGUCUGAGUCUGAGGAGAACUUCUGGUUCCACUGGUUUCACUGGCUGUUCUUUUACUGGUUACACUGGAUUCACUGGUUUCACUGGUUUUUAAUAAUUCCGCUGGUUUCACUGAUUCCACUGUUUUUACUGGUUACACUGGUUUUUCAUGUUUCACUGGUUUAACUGGUUCUACUUAGGGAUGUGCUGAUAUACGAUUUAAUCCUGAUAUGCAAUAUUAAACGGCCACGAUCAUGAAAUCGUAAGGUACUGUAACAAUCGUUCUACAGUUAUAAUUUAAAGACAAGUGGCAGCGUCACUCAGCGAAGGUGAGCGAAGCCGAGUACUUACCAACCUAACCCUCUUGUAGUCUUACCCACGGUGUCAAAGCCUCGGUGGCAAAAUGUAGAAACAAACCACCACAAAAGUAGUCCCAAAUCCAAAUGAACAAAAACAGGAACAUUAAAAGAGAAAAUGAAGAAAUUUUACAACAAAAUGAGUGGCCACCAACAAUGCAUUGCGGCCACUCAAAGCACUGUGGGAGCAUGUCCACAAUGCAUCCCAUCCGCUCAUUAGCUUCUUAAAGUGGAGGAGAUAUGCUCUGAUCUUUUAAAAACACGAGUACUGGAUCACGACAACAUGUCAAAUGGAGCAGCAAACUUUUGUUCUGUUUUUAUGUGUCCCAAAAAUGCACAUACAGAGGUGUACUUGGGUACAUAAACUGUACAGUAAACUGUCGGGACAGCAAAUAUUCUGAAUUAGAGGGCUAUUGUUUUCGGCUUAUGUGAAUAGUCUGAAUGAAAUCAUUAAAGGCACACGCUUUUGAAUCUACCCAAUGGUAAGAAAAGCUUGGAUUAUUUCGCCUUGUUGUGUACUUUCAAACGUGCUCCUGUCAGGGGUGCAUUCAACGGCAGGGGUGCAUUCUACGGCAUAACACCGGACCAAGAACAGUCGCAGACUGAGAAUGACGAAACGCCUCGGCUGUAUCCUCCUAUUAAAAAGGUUUUCGUCGGCAGUAUGGACGUUUUACGGCCUCACGAAACAUACGAAGUUGGUAAACCUAACACCAAUCUGCAGGUUAUGCAGUAAGGAAGUUGCAGCGCCGUUGUCUAACACUUCAAACCUACAUGGCCACCUCCGUGAACACCAUCCAGCAUCGUUCGCCCAAAUCAAGGUAAAAACAACAUGACCGCAACAAGUUUGGUCGACUCUACUGCUUAUAAUUGACAACAUUCGUGACGUUUCUGCUAACUUUAGCUCCUAAAAGCUAAUGCUCCCAACAUCGCGUUAGCUGCUUCUUGCUCAGAUUGUUUGUGCCUGUUGUGCUGUGCACAGAGAAGUGAUUUCGCAGUUUUUUGCCAUUUGUAAUAACGUUAAAAGCAAUGCGCUAAUAUCAUGAUAAUAUCGCGAAUCGUGAUAUUUUGGGCCACCAAUAUCAUGAUAUCAAAUUUAUAAAGUUCUACUUUAACUGCUUCCACUGUUUUUUUACUGGUUGUAUUGGUUUGCUGGUUUAACUGUUUUCUCUGGUUCCACUAGUUUCACUGGUUGCUCUGGUUUUACUGGUUCUACCUGUUUUACUGGUUCCAUUGGUUUCACUGGUUUCACAAGUUUUACUUGUUCCACUGGUUUUGAUGGUUCUACUUUUACUGGUUUCACUUUUUUUACUAGUUCCACUGGUUUCCCCUUUACUGGUUUCACUGGUUUUACCGGUUCCUCCGUUUUCAGACAUUUUCUCCACAGUCCAUGUUCUCAUGUCUCUGUGUCCUCUUCCUCUUCCUCUUCCUCUUCCUCGUCUUCAGCCUCUGUGGACCUAGACUACAGUGAAGUCCUCUACAGGGACCUGUCUAAAGGUCUGGAGGGUCUUCUGCUCAACAGUUACCUUCACCUGGUCUACCUGGUGACCCCGUACGACCUGGUCUCUCAGGUCAAACCUGAUUGGAUGACCUUCUACAGACAGGUGCAGACCCGCUCUCAGACAUUAGACUCUAAUGUCUAAUGAUUAGAGGGUCCCUUUAAGGCACUCAGGGUGAUCAUGUGACCCAUAUGUCUCUGCUGCAGUUCACCCUCCUGACAUCCUCGGAGCAGAAGAUGUCCUCAGCCGUCGGAGUUCCUGAGAGUUUCGUGGCCCGAAAAGCAGCAGGACAGGCGGUCAAGAAGGUAACAAAAAACACAGAUGUUGAUCUGAUUUCAGGGCUCUGAGGGUCCCGUCAGGGGCCUUAUGGGUCACUACUGUGUUUUUUCUGGUUCCCUGUGUUGUGGUUCUGGUUCUGAUCUCAGAGCGUGGACAUGGAGGUGGUGAGCAGGAUGUACCUGGCUCUGGUCCUCUUCUCCCUCCUGAAGGAGACCAACCUGUGGGGCGUGGCUGAGCGCUUCCAGCUGAGCCGAGGAUUCGUCCAGAGUCUGCUCAGCUCCUCCUCGGCCUUCUGCUCCUGUGUGCUGCACUUCACUGAGGUAACAGACCCCCCCCCCUCUGUCCCAGACCAGUCUGAGCUCUGGAUCCGGACCAGUUCUGAUGGUCUGUGUCUGUGUUUGGUACCAGGAGCUGGAGGAGCUGUGGCCAUUCAGAGCUCUGCUGAGCGAGCUGACCAAGAGGCUGAGCUUCUGUGUGAGAGCAGAACUCAUCCCUCUGAUGGAGGUGGCUGGGGUCAUGGAGGUCAGUGGGGGGGGGUUCCUGGGAUUAUCUAUGAUAACUGAACCUCUGACUAACUAAACCUCUAACUAACUUAACCUCUGACUUACCUGUACGAAGUUCACUUUACUCCUGAGAAUUUAUCAAACAUUACAUUAAGAUUAUUUAUUCGAUCAAAUAUACACAGAAAAAUUUUAGACAGGAAAUUCCCUUUUUUGUGAGUUAAGUUAUUAUAGAUAAAGAUAAAGAUAUAGAUAAAGUUAUUUAUCUUAUAUGUACCCCUCUCAUUCCUUUCUGUUCAUUUACCCUUUUCAUGUCUUUACAAUUUCUGAUGUCGCCAAAAAGUAACCAAAGCUCCAAAGUCUAACAUGAAAAGAAUACUUCAAAUCUGUCAUUUGUACCAUACCCAUAUACAGUAUAAUAAGUGUGGCAAAACAAAAAUCACUUUUGAAGAGUGGUACCAACGCCUGGCUGUUUUAAAUUCCUCUUAAAACAUACCUUCCCUCUCUUCCAUUAAACAUUUUCUGUAUAUUAAUAGGGAGUAGAUUGUUACUAUCUUUAUACAUUGUCUGUGCAGUUCUAAAUUCUACUCAAUCGGCAAAUUUUAAUACUCUUAAUUUAAGAAACGGUUCAUUAGUAUGAUGGAAGAAUCCUACCUUGUUAAUAAUCCUGAUUGCUCCCUUUUGCAUAAUAUAUAAAUAGGUUGAGUAUUCAUUUUGUAUUUCCCCAGACUUCUAUGUAAUAAGUCAGAUAUGGUAAUAUAAGUGUAUUGUAUAAUAAGUAUAAAGUUUUAUGGUUUAAUUUGUGUCUUGUUCUAUCCAAAACGCCAAUACUCCUAACAUAGUUUAUUUGUGGUUUCCAGAUGAGAUUAUGGUCCAUUUUCACCCUUAAAAAGUUGCACUCAUACACCCUUCUUAUCUUAAUAUUAUCAACACUCACUUAAACCUCUGUGUUUGGAGGCACUGUAUAAAGACAGAAGUGUCCUCAGGGGGGCAGCAGAGAGCUGAGAAGAGGUAAAGGAGGACAGUCAAAAAAAAAAGUCUCUUCUUCUUUGUGUCUUUACAGUUUUAUCUCUUAAGUCUUUUUCUUUAUAAACAAAUUAAAAAAUGUUCAGAGUUUAUAGAAACACGUGAGUUCAGACCUUCAUCAGAAUAAAUGAGUUUUUAAUAAACAGGAGCUGGUCUGCACAUCUCUAGGUUUACUGAAUCUUCUCUAAAUUCUCUUUUUUUCCCUCAGUUUUUACAGUUCAAACCAACUUCAACUCUUAACUUUGAUUUCCUCGCCAGUUUCGAGCGAAGCAGCUGUAUAACGCCGGCUACAAAACACUGACACACCUGGCGAAUGCCGACCCGUCUGUUCUCUGUAAGACGAUAGAAAACCUGUUCAAGAAACAAGCCAAUCAGAUGGUCGCCUCAGCCAAGGUGAACGUCCCGCCAUGUCUGUGGAGCUGUCAGACAGUGGACAUGAUGUUCGACCUGUAAACUGCUCUCUGUGUGAGUCACAUGACCUAUUUCUGUGUGUGUUGUAGAUGCUGCUGAAUGAAAAAGCUGCAGCUCUGCAGGAAGAGGUGGAGGAGCUGCUGACGAUGCCUGCAGAUCUUCCUCAGGCUGACCGACAUUAAUUUAUCACAGCAGAGUUUUAUUCUGAGUGUACAUGCCUUGAGUUUGAUCUGUUUGUUUUAUAUCUAAUUAAAAUAAUGUCCAAAUAAUGCUGUGUUUACUGCUUUAUAAAGACAUUCAGUGUCCUUCAGUCACAUACAGGAGUUCUUCAGGUGUUUCCUCUCACUGUCAGGUGACUGUCUGUUUUUAAAAUCUACAUUUGAGACCAAUCUGAAACUAUUUAGACUGAAGUAAGCUAACAGGCUAACCUAAGUGUGUACAGAGGGAGCUUUAAUAAUAAAAAUAAUAAUAAUAAUGAUCCACAGAACUGAGUUCACACACACAAACAGCUGCAGUAACAGUCUGACCUUCCAAAACACAGAUCCAUGUCCACACCCUGGGAUGAAUUAAAGUUUAUCUUAGAAAUCAAAGAAGGGUUUAGACGUUUGAUAUCAAAAAAAAUCACAGAGCUGUGCUUUAAUCGUCCCAGUUUAGAAUCCAGACUCACUUUUAUUCACAAACUCCGAGUAUCUGCAUUAUUUUAUUAUGUCUGCUCUGGAUUUAUGAGACUUUGACUGGAGUCCGAUAUUUUUAUUUCUCUCAGUAUCAUCCAGAGUUCAGGUUAAUCCUCAGUGUUCAUGUUUUUAUCAGAAUUCAUCAGGAUGAACCCAAAACUGAAGAAAGUAGGAAGAGCCGUGUUAGUGGAGAUAAACUUGAUUCACACUUGCUCUGUGUUUGACUUUGGUUUUACUUCAUUAAAACUUAUUUUAGAGUUUAUUUCAAACUCAUUUCAGAGUUUAUUUCAAACUUAUUUGAAAGUUUGUUUAAAACUGUUUUUAAAGUUUAUUUUAAGCUCAUUUUAGAGUUUAUUUUAAACUCAUUUUAGAGUUUAUUUAAAAACAAUUUUAGAGUUUAUUUAAAACUCAUUUUAGAGUUUAUUUUAAAAUAAUGUUAGAGUUUAUUUUAAACUAAUUUCAGCUUAUUUCAAAAGUUUAUUUUUCAGAGUAUAUUUAAAAAAUUAUUUUAGAGUUUAUUUAAAACUCAUUUCAGAGUUUAUUUAAAACUAAUUAUAAAGUUAAUUUUAAACUUAUUCCAGUUUAUUUUUAGAGUUUAAUUAAAUUUUAAUUAAUUAAAUUUUAUUUUUAAUUAAUUUAAACUCAUUUUAGAGUUUAUUUCAAACUAAUUUUAAAGUUUAUUUAAAAAACUAAUUUUAGAGUUUAUUAAAAACUGAUUUUUGAGUUUAUUUAAAAAUAGUUUUAAAGUUUAUUUUAAACUUAUUUCAGAGUUUAUUUUUAGAGUUUAUUUCAAACUCGUUUUAGAGUUUAUUUAAAACUUAUUUUAGAGUUUAUUUAAAAACUAAUUUUAGAGUUUAUUUAAAACUAAUUUUAGAGUUUAUUUAAAAACUCAUUUUAGAGUUUAUUUAAAACUUAUUUUAGAGUUUAUUUAAAACUAAUUUUAGAGUUUAUUUAAAAACUCAUUUUAGAGUUUAUUUAAAACUUAUUUUAGAGUUUUUUUCAAAACUCAUUUUAGAUCCCUGAACCCUGAAUACGUUUUCAUGAUUACUAAAAAGUUUGACAGAUUUAGAGCCAUGAGCCCACAGGAGAGUUUACAGAUUUACAGCUGGAGUCUCCAGGAUUUCUAAAAGACUGUUGAACCUUCUUCCUUCUUUCCUCCUCAGAGACUCUCAUCUCAUCCUGUACAAUAUCAUCUGUGAUGUGAAAUACAGCAGUUCAUCCAUCAUUUAUUAUUAUUUAUCAUGUGAAAUAUGGCAAUUCUCAUACCUCAUGUACCCCACCGACUUGUCCUCCAUUUCAUACAUACACACUCAGCACCUACUGCAUCACUUGUUCACUUUGUAAAUAUUUCUCUUAUACUUUUACUUUUUAUUUUAUUUUAUUCCUCUCAGUAGUUAUUGUGUGUUUUAUCUAUACUCCUUUGAGUUGAGCGGUCCUCUCAUCCAGGACAUUUCAUUGCAUUGUUGACCUUGCCUAACAUGAACAUGACAAAUAAAUAAAUCUUCAAUCUUCAAUCUAGAAUCUUCUCUGAAUGUCCUUUUUAUUCUUACUCACCUUUCACCUUUUCACAUUCAUAUUCAUUUAAUAGAAGUUUAAUAUUUAUUCUUUGCUCUUUUUGAACUAAAUAAAGUUUUUUAAGAACUUUUAAGCUCAUUAAUAAUCAUCAAUCCUCACAGAGACAAUUCCGGAGACUUUAAAGGAACAGUUACACUUUUUUAAUCCGGAACUGUCGAGUUUGGAGGUGGAGCUGGAUUACCGGAUUAUUCCCGGUUGUCGGUCCCUGCGGGUCUGCCCCCCCCCCUUCCUGCUGGUGCAGGAAGUGUUGAUCUCUCUCUCUUUCUCUCUCUCUCUCUCUUUCAAACACACACACACACAUACACACAUACACACACACACACGUUUUCAGUCAUGAAGUCGGUCCCGGUUGUCCUGCUGCUCCUGGUCCGGUCUCUGCUCGGUUUCCACGUCCCUGAGGUGAACUGGACUUCGUCGGAGGACCCGAACCUGGCUGCGAGUCUGGAUCGGUCCUCCUCGGUGACCCGCCGGGUGGAACCUCGUUUUCUGUCCGUCACUAUCGAUGCGAGUCUGGCUUCAGAGGAGAAGUUCAUGUACCUGCUGGGGUGAGAGGAACUCUUUAAUGAUCCAGCAGCUGUUCGUAAAGCUCUCCGGUUCUGAUCCUCUAAAUCCGGUUAAUGACUUCUGAUCCGCCUCCUAAAGUUCCUCUGAAAUAAUCCGGUAAAAUCCUCACAGAUGAUCAGAGUCUGCUCUCAGGAGGGUUUCUAAUCUCAUUAAAAUUCUCCUGUCUCACUCUGACUCCUUAAAUGAACCUUAAGUCUCCAGUACCAGAACCGUCAGAGAGGCGGACAGGAGGUUCUGGACUGAGUGAGGCUGAUCCAGACCACCACAGUAAUUUAAGAGGGGAAAAAUAACGAGUUUGUACUGCAGGGGAUGAUAUGAGAAAACCUGAGAAAUCCAGUUUCUCAUGACUCUCAUCAGCUUCAUCAGGUCUCAUUUCUCUGAGCUUGAUCCAAUUUAAGUGGGUUUGACCUCCAAAGAGACUCCUCUGUGCCCCUUUAACAAAAAUGAUAAUAAUGAUGAUGAUGAUAAUAAUGAUAAUGAUAAAAUAACAAUGAUAAUGAUGAUCAUAAUGAUAAAAUAAUAAUGAUAAUGAUGAUGACAGUGAUAAUAAUGAUAAUGAUAAAAAUAAUGAUAAUGAUGAUGAUAAAAAUAAUAAUGAUAAUAAUGAUAAUCAUGAAAAUAAUAAUUAUAAUGACAAUGAUAAAAAUAAUAAUGAUAACUAGGGCCCCGGUGGGGCACUGUCGGGCCUGAGCCGCAUCGCGCCGCCCCCAGCGCGACCGCCUCCCCCUCCCGAUCGCGUCACACUUAAGGUCCAAAGAUGGUGUGCGCACUUGUCUGUGGUCAUUUCCCAUUAUAAUGAAUGGGAGGCGCAGUUUCUACCAAAACACUCGCUGCAGACAAACUUCAUGUCCUAUUUGAAAAAAGUCUGGACCAUGAGUGAGGGCACAAACACAGCUAGGAUAUAUCCAAAUGGCAGGUUGCUCCUCCUUACGGUGUUGCCGGGAGAGCGAUGCGAUUGAGCCAUUGAGCGAUGGGCAGGAAAAACUUGACUUUUUCUCCUGCCAUGGGGGGGAGCUCUUUUAGGGAGUAAAAAUUCCUUCACAAAUGUGUUGAUGGCUAGACAUUGCAUCAUCCUAGAAAACUUAGAGGCCAGUGGGGACAAAAAUAAAAAGUUAUAAGACUUUUAAGAAUGUGGAUUUUUGGGUUAUCUUUGGCGCCCCCUAGAACGUAAACCGUGGGGUGCAGCGUCAUGAUUUGUACAAUUUUUAAUGGCCAUGAGGUGUAGAUUGGCCUGAGCAAAUUUGGUGCCGGUGGAACGAAAGCCUUCGGAGGAGUUAGCAAAAUUCCAUUAUGUGCGGAUCGGCAAAAAAUGCGAAAUAGCCCUUUAACCGUACAUUUGACAGAUACGCCCGCGCUGACUUUUUUGUAGAUCUUAUUGAGAUACACGUGUGUGUCAAAUUUUGUGUCAAUAUGACAAAGCGUACAGGCGUGACACUCAACAAUAUGUAUUUUCACCUUAGGGGACAAGAAAAAAUGGACUUUUUUCUCCUGCCAUGGGGGGGAGCUCUUUUGGGGAGUAAAAAUUCCUUCACAAAUGUGUUGAUGGCUGGACAUUGCAUCAUCCUAGAAAACUAGGAUGAUGCAAUGUCCUUGCAAACCCAGUGACACUCAAUCAUGUGAAUUUUUCACAUUAGGGGGCACUAUGGAGCCAUUUUGCAUUUGAUUGUUUGGGCGACUUCAGAAUAUCGAAUUUUUCACCAGGCCCGGUCGUCCUGCCAAAUUUCAUGAGUUUUCACCAGUGGGAAGUGGGCCAUUUUCCAGUUCAAAGUGGCAGAAAAAUAAGAAGAAGAAGAAAGAAGAAUCUAUCAGGAACAAUAGGGCUCUCGCAGCUGCUUAGCAGCUACGCUCGGGCCCUAAUGAAUAUGAUAAUGAUGAUGAUAAUGAUGAUGGUGAUAAUAAUGAUAAUGAUAAUAAUGAUUAUUACUCUCAGAGUAAAGGUUUGUAUCAGGCUGAUGUGUGUUCUCCUCUAUAACUCCGAUAAAAAACCAUUAAACCAGGGACCGGUCUGGACCCUGAUGAAGUGGGUGGCAUAAAUAGGGGAGACCGGGGCUCAACGUCCCUGAGAAGAAACAGGUCACAGUUAUGGCACGGACCGCACAUGCUCAGUCAGAACUUGACAGUGUGACCGUUUCACUCACAUUUAUGACUAGAAAUAGAUGUAUGUAAAUUGUAAAAUGUAUUUGUAAAAUGUAUUCCAUAACCGCGAUUAACAACAGAAGCGCGGUUAAAUCUACUUGGCACCCUCACUGUCAACGUUGGGUGUUGAAUAAGGGACCAUCAAUAAAUUACCAGUUGAUGUUCUCAAAAAAAGGCUGUUUUCCUUCAAUAGCUUCCAUGUCAUGUGACCAAAAGACCUAAAAUUGAUUUCUAAUAAUAGUACUAAGGUCGGACAAAAAGACAAACAUUAUUGAUCAGUUUUCAUUGAUCCCCUAAAGUUCUUUGUGUGCUCCUUGUUAAAAAGUUAGUGUCAGUUUGGUUCUUGUUCUAGAAGAAAAGUGUUUUUAGGUCACCGUCUGAGGGGUGAGCAAGGGAGCACUUUAAUCUGACUGCUAAAUAUCACCAUGGCGCCUGGCCUGACCCUCCUGGACCCACCCUGUUCUUAUCAGCCUGUCUCUGUUAGUGUGAACAGAAACAGACGCAUUUUGCGCCGACUCCACCCCCUGGACUAUUUCCUGUUCACCCUUGUUGUCCCUUUAGGGUAAAGUGCAGGUCAGGUGAGCUCAGGUGAGAACGCAGCAGUAAAUCUUGCGGAUGAUUCUCUGCCAAUGGCGUUGGCGGGUGUUGGUCUUGUUUAGUUUUUCAAUAACAAAGGUGUUUGGUUCCAGGUGAGGCCCAUGAGUGUGUGUGUGUGAUUUGGAGGUGGGACUCCACAGGGGUCUGUUCAGGGUUACAGCAGUUUAUUUUCAUCAUCACUCUUAUGGACAGAGUGUAUAUUAUAGUUUAUGUAUGUUUAGGAGGUCAAACUCUCUCUGUGUUUAAACGUCUAAAAUGUUAAGAUCUCUGUAAAUGUGAAUCUGAGUCUCUUAAGAGUUUUUUAAGGUUUCCGUAGUUUUAAAAAAGGAGAACAGCAGUUUUAGUUCCACUCUGACUGGAAAUUAUUCUCCAGGUUUUUAUUAAUUUAGGAACUAAAGUGAAAAACCCUGUUUCACUCCCUCUCAUAGUUUCCCUGCAAAACCAAAUUAGAGACUGUAACAUGGAGUAUCUUUAAUUUAGCAGCAGUGAAGUCAACACCAUGUGACUGAACAUCAGUCCUUAAAAAGCUGCUGAAUCCUCUGAUAUAAAAAAAAAAUCAGAAAAAUGUCCAAAUAUGAACCUUUAAGAACACAGAUCAGCGGUUGAGCUCAGUUUGAUCUCUUUGUCUAUGAUUUAUUUGUCUGAAGAAAAAAAACAGAAAAAUGUCCUUUAAAAGAAAAAAUCCGAUAUUGAGCUCAGUUUGAUUUCUCCUCUCUGUGCACAUCUUUGUUUGCUCUCAUGAACUCUCUCUGUUGUUUGUCAUGCUGCCUGUUUCCUUUUGAUAAAGUAGGUUUGAGAUUAUUGAAGUAUGGAUUUGUUCCACAGGAAAUGACUUUAUAUGGGCAGGAAUGUUCUUAAACUGCAAAUAAAUACUGAGUCAUAAAAAAAACACAAAGAUAUUUUCUUUUCUCUCAUGGACUCUGAUGUUUUCCAUUUUGUUUCCAGCUCUCCAAAGCUAAGAACUUUAGCUCGAGCCUUGACCCCGGCUUUUCUGAGAUUUGGGGGGACCAGGCAGGACUUCAUGGUGUUCACGCCCCAGAGUCAGGGGGACUCUUCAGGAUCUUCUCCGGGUAACACUUCAUGUUCCUCUGAUCCUGCUGGUGGGUCCAUAAUAGAGUUUGGUAUCUGUGAGUCAGAGCAGACUCCUCCUCCUUCUGUAAUCCUGUUUCCUCCCACACUGGUUUGUCAGGCUGUCAUGUGAAAUGUGUUCAGACUCGCUCACAGACAAACCUCAGACCUUCUUACUCAGCAAAUACUCAAGAACACAAACAAGUGGACUAGGGAGUCAUCUCUCCUGAUGCUGUGAUUGAUGAACAUAUGUUUAUUUAUAUAUAAAACAGUUGGGAGUAACUUCAAGUUUUUGUUCACAAUGCUUUUUUUAAAAUCCAGCACAAGUUUCACCAUAUCACGAUGUGAAACGUGUUCAGACUUGCUCACAGACAAACCUCAGACCUCCUUACUAGCAAAUACUCAAGAACACAAACAAGUGGACAUGGGAGUCUUCUCUCCUGAUGCUGUGAUUGAUGGACUUAUGUUUAUAUAUACAGUGCAUCUGGAAAGUAUUCAUACCACUUUUUCCACAUUUUGUUAUGUUACAGCCUUAUUCUAAAAUGGAUUAAAUUCCCCUUUCCCCUCAAAAAGUCUUCACAAAAUACCCCAUAAUGACAAGGCGAAAAACUUAUUGUAGAACAUUUUGCAAAUUUGUAAAAAAAAAAAAAGAACACUCAAAUGUUGCAUAUACAAGGGUAUUCACACCCUUUACUCAAUGCUUGGUCGAAGCACCUUUGGCAGCGAUUACAGCCUCCAGUCUUCUUGUGUAUGAUGCAACAUGUUAGACGUUCAUGUUCAAUCGGGUUCAAGUCUGGGCUCUGGCUGGGCCACUCAAGGACAUUCAGAGACUUGUCCUGAAGCCACUCCUUUGUCUUCUUGGCUGUGUGCUUAGGGUCAUUGUCAUGCUAGAAGAUGAAGCGUCGCCCCAGUUGAAGGUCUCGAGUGCUCUGGAGCAGGUUUUCAUCAAGGAUUUCGAUGUACUUAGCUGCAUUCAUUUUUCCCUCAAUCCUGACAAGUCUCCCAGUUCCUGCAGCUGAAAAACAUCCCCACAGCUUGAUGCUGCCACCACCAUGCUUCACUGUAGGGAUGGUAUUGGCGAGGUGGUGUGUAUAUAUAUACACAUACACAUGUGUAUAUAUGUAUAUGUGUGUGUGUGUGUGUGUGUGUGUAUAUAUAUGUAUGUGUGUGUGUGUGUGUGUGUAUAUAUAUGUAUGUGUGUGUGUGUGUGUGUGUGUGUGUGUGUAUGUAUAUGUGUGUGUGUGUGUGUGUGUGUGUGUGUAUAUAUAUGUAUAUGUGUGUGUGUGUGUAUAUGUGUAUAUGUGUCUGUGUGUAUAUAUGUGUGUGUGUGUAUAUAUGUAUAUGUGUGUGUGUGUGUAUAUGUAUAUGUGUGUGUGUGUGUGUGUAUAUAUGUAUAUGUGUGUGUGUGUGUGUGUGUGUGUGUGUGUGUGUGUGUGUGUGUGUGUGUGUGUGUGUGUGUGUGUGUGUGUGUGUGUGUGUGUGUGUGUGUGUGUGUGUGUGUGUGUGUGUGUGUGUGUGUGUGUGUGUGUGUAUAUAUGUAUAUGUGUGUGUGUGUAUAUACACUCACCGGCCACUUUAUUAGAUACACCUGUCCAACUGCUCGUUAACACUUAAUUUCUAAUCAGCCAAUCACAUGGCGGCAACUUAGUGCAUUUAGGCAUGUAGACAUGGUCAAGACAAUCUCCUGCAGUUCAAACCGAGCAUCAGUAUGGGGAGGAAAGGUGAUUUGAGUGACUUUGAACGUGGCAUGGUUGUUGGUGCCAGAAGGGCUGGUCUGAGUAUUUCAGAAACUGCUGAUCUACUGGGAUUUUCACGCACAACCAUCUCUAGGGUUUACAGAGAAUAGUCCGAAAAAGAAAAAAUAUCCAGUGAGCGGCAGUUCUGUGGGCGGAAAUGCCUUGUUGAUGCCAGAGGUCAGAGGAGAAUGGCCAGACUGGUUCGAGCUGAUAGAAAGGCAACAGUGACUCAAAUAACCACCCGUUACAACCAAGGUAGGCAGAAGAGCAUCUCUGAACGCACAGUACGUCGAACUUUGAGGCAGAUGGGCUACAGCAGCAGAAGACCACGCCGGGUGCCACUCCUUUCAGCUAAGAACAGGAAACUGAGGCUACAAUUUGCACAAGCUCAUCGAAAUUGGACAAUAGAAGAUUGGAAAAACGUUGCCUGGUCUGAUGAGUCUCGAUUUCUGCUGCGACAUUCGGAUGGUAGGGUCAGAAUUUGGCGUCAACAACAUGAAAGCAUGGAUCCAUCCUGCCUUGUAUCAAAGGUUCAGGCUGGUGGUGGUGGUGUCAUGGUGUGGGGAAUAUUUUCUUGGCACUCUUUGGGCCCCUUGGUACCAAUUGAGCAUCGUUGAAACGCCACAGCCUACCUGAGUAUUGUUGCUGACCAUGUCCAUCCCUUUAUGACCACAAUGUACCCAACUUCUGAUGGCUACUUUCAGCAGGAUAAUGCGCCAUGUCAUAAAGCUGGAAUCAUCUCAGACUGGUUUCUUGAACAUGACAAUGAGUUCACUGUACUCAAAUGGCCUCCACAGUCACCAGAUCUCAAUCCAAUAGAGCAUCUUUGGGAUGUGGUGGAACGGGGUAUUCGCAUCAUGGAUGUGCAGCCGACAAAUCUGCGGCAACUGUGUGAUGCCAUCAUGUCAAUAUGGACCAAGCUCUCUGAGGAAUGCUUCCAGCACCUUGUUGAAUCUAUGCCACGAAGAAUUGAGGCAGUUCUGAAGGCAAAAGGGGGUCCAACCCGUUACUAGCAUGGUGUACCUAAUAAAGUGGCCGGUGAGUGUAUGUAUGUGUGUGAGCAUUGUCCUGCAUAAAAAUCAUGGUUUUCUUGAAAGAUGCAGACUUUUUCUUAUACCACUGCUUGAAGAAAGUGUCUUCUAAAAACUGGCUCUAGGUUUGGGAGUUGAUUUUAAGUCCAUCUUCAACUCAAAAAGGUCCAGCUAGCUCAUCUUUAAUAAUACCAGCCCAUACCAGUACCCCGCCUCCACCUUGCUGGUGUCUGAUUCGAAGUGGAGCUCUGUGCCCAUUACUGAACCAGCCACGGGUCCAUCCAUCUGGUCCGUCAAGAGUCACUCUCAUCCCAUCAGUCCAUAAAACCUUUGAAAAAUCUCUCUUCAGAUAUUUCUUGGCCCAGUCUUGACGUUUCAACUUGUGUCUUGUUCAGUGGUGGUCAGAUUUUAGUCUUUCUUACCUUGGCCAUGUCUCUGAGCACUGAACACCUUGUACUUCUGGGCACUCCAGGUAGGUUGCAGUUCUGGAAUAUGACGGCACCGGAGGAUAAGCGGUUCCUGGUAGCUUUACGUUUGAGUCUUCUCAAAUCUUUGGCAGUAAAUUUGCGUUUUUUUUUCUUAACACAUUUCUUGCGACCCUGUUGACUAUUUGCAUCAAAAUGUUUGCUGGUUCUGUGAUCACACCCAAAUAUCUAAGCAAUUUCAAGAGUGCUGCAUCCCUCUGAAAGACUUUUUACAAUUUUUGACUUUUCAGAGUCAUUUAAAUCUCUUUUUUGGCCCAUUUUCCCUGAGGAAAAGAAGCUGCCUAAUAAUUAUGCACACCUUGAUAUAGGGUUUUGAUCUCGUUAGGCCCCAGCCUCCCUCAUUACACUAAUACACAUUACCUGAUAUGCUUAUAUCCAAUAAACAUUCAAGUUUAUACAGCUUGGAGUUGGAAAAUAUGCAUAAAAAUGAUGAUAUGAUUAAAAUACUCACUUGCCUAAUAAUUGUGCACACAGUGUAUAUGUAUGUAUAUGUAUAUAUAUAUGUAACAUGUUGCAUCAUACACAAGAAUCCAUAUAUAUAUAUAUAUAUAUAUAUAUAUAUAGUACUGAUCCACGCCACUCUCUCCCGUUGUUAGCGGCUCUGACCUGUGCUAAACUGGAGCUGCCUCCAUGGCUGGAGGAGAAGCUGAAGAAGGAGUGGACUCGACAACAAGUCCUCCUGAUGAGGGAAGACCUGGGCAGGAAGUACAGGAGCGUCAAGUUCACAGGUCUGAAAACAAACACAAACCAGCAGCUUUAUCUGUGUUUAUAUAUAUCUUCUGUUACCAUGACAACCUGACUCCCCCUCCUUUAACAGAGAACACUAUCGACAUGCUGCACUCCUUUGCUAACUGCUCAGGGAUGGACCUGAUCUUUGGACUGAACGCUCUGCUUAGAACAGCUGAGAACACCUGGAACAGCAGUAACGCCCGCUCACUGCUGCAUUACUGUGAAUCCAGAGAGUACAGGAUGUCCUGGGAGCUGGGGAACGGUACGCCGACAGGAAAUCAGAAUCAGAAUCUUUUUAUUGUUCCAAAAGGGAAAUGAGUAUUGCAGCCAGAGCUCACAAAGACAGAAUACACAGUGACAUACAGUAAGAACAGUCUAAAAGUCAAAUGAUAAAAACAACACAAUAAAAGAAUCACCAUACAUAUACACAGGAUCACUAAAAAGUAAUGUUCAGUCCAGAGCCAAUACCAAAACUGGAAAAGAUUAACUGCUUUAACAAACUGUGAAAAAGUGUGAAAUGCGGAUGUGCAAAAAGGCAAUAAACAGUGCAAAGAAGAACAUGGACAAUCUAAGGCCUGAUUACCGUUCAGUAAAUGGAUCGCACUGGGGAUAAAUGAGAUCUGAAAUCUCUUCAUCCUCCUCGUAGGAGCCUGAUAAUGAUGCCCUGAUGGCAAAAGCUCGAAUUCAUAGUGCAGAGGGUAGUUCGGACAAUCCAGAACAGCAUUAGCCUUCCUCAUGACCUGUCUGUUAUAGAUCAACAUGACCCCUGACUGCCGUUUUAACAAGGCUCCCCAGGCGAUUCUUGUUGGACCAGUUCAGGUUCCCAAAUCAUGCCACUAUACAAAAAGUUAAAACAGAUUCAAUAAAUCUUUUAUAAAAGAGAGUCAUCAUCUCAGAAGAAACAUGACAGGUUCUCAUCUUCCUCAAGAAGAACAACUUUCACUGAACGUCAGCGUGAGGUUCGAAACCCAGUUUAUCAUCUAGGACCAAACCCAGAUAUUUGUUACUUUCCACCAUCUCAACAUCAGCACCCUUAACAACAGUUUGGGGUGGAAAAGAGGUAGCCUUCCUAAAAUCAAUUAUCAGUGUCAAUGUCAAUGUCAGCUUUAUUUAUACAGCCCAUUUAAAAACAGCCAGCGGCCUACCAAAUUGCUUUACAGUAAAAUAGCCAGAAACAAUAAAAAACUAUAAAAACUAUAAAAACAGUAGAAGCAUAAAACAUAUAAAAACAUAAAACAACAAUAAAAAUAAACAGCAAAUAAAUAAGAUACCCAAUAAAAGUAGCUAUACUUCCCCAAAAGCUAAAGUGAACAGGUACAUCUUUGGAAGGGUUUUAAAAGUAGAAAGGCUGUUAGCAGUGCGCACUGUCAGGGGUAAAGCCACAACAGAAAACGCUCAAUCUCCUCUAGAUUUUAAAAAGGAUCAAGGAACAUCUAAAACCACCUUAUUAGCUGACCUCAGGGCUCCGGAGGGCUGACACAGUUUAACAAGGUCAGACUUUUGAAGCAGUGUCAUGUUUUAUCGAGUGAAUAAAAUAUCUCAUACUGGGAUUCUUACUGUUGUUAUUGUUUAAUGUGGUAAAGGGUGGAGCGAUAAAGACAGGUGGUGCAGUUUGUUCACAUUUACAGUCGUGCUCAGCGAUGACCCUGACCCUCGUCUGUCUUUAGAGUUCCUCUUCUCAGUUCUCAUUUAUAUCAGAGAGUCUCCUCGGUGUUUCUGAAGGUGUGCAGUCGUCCUCCUCUCUGUCUAGACUUAAACUCGUACAGAUUCUCUCUCGCGCGCUCUCUCUCUCUCUCUCUCUCUCUCUCUACCUCCCUCUCUGAGGUUUGAGUCUCAGCUCUGCAUCCGUUUCUCACCUUGCUGCUUGUACAGACAGUCGCUUCCUAACGUCAGACUUCCCUCAGAGUGACUCUGUUCAGUCAGUUGUGGUUUUCAGUUCAGGCGGGCCGACAGGAAGUGAAACUUAUUAUUAACCCUUUGUAUAUUCUGAUGUCGACUCUCUGUCUGUCUGUCUCUCUGUCUGUCUGUCUGUCUGUCUGUCUGUCUGCAGAGCCGAACAGCUACGAGAAGAAGGCGGGGAUCCGAGUGGACGGGCGUCAGCUGGGUGAGGAUUUCACUCGUCUCAGAGAGAUGAUGUCACAGAGCAAACUUUACCACGACGCCGGGCUGUACGGACCAGACGUGGGUCAGCCCAGAGACCACAGGACGGACAUAAUGCAGGGGUGAGAGGUCACGCCAGACCAGAGUCAGGAUCAGGAUCAGUCCAAACAAAAAGAAAUAAAUUUUAGUACAGGAAUAUUUCAGAUUCUGUGUGACUCCCCUCCAGUUGAAAACAGACACAAGGCGUUCCUUUGGUUAUGGGCAUUUAUUUCAGCUCCUUGGAUUUGAGCAUGCUGUUAGAACUCAAACAAUAUAAAAACAUAAUCUGAGUUUGGUAAAACUCUUAAUACAAAAAUAAUACUCUUCAGCAACAAAUGAGUCUCAUAAAACAUAACAUGUAUAAGAAAAACCUUACUACAUAACUUAAAAUGACAUAAACAGAACAGAAAUUGGCCACAUGAAGUCAUUUUUAACUUAACUAAUUUUACUUUGUUACUUUAACUAUUGACUUAUUUAUCAAACAAAAACAAAAACUCAUAAAAUUGACCAGAAUUUCUCUGACGGCAGCUACAGCCUGUUCGUAUCAGCGUCUCAGACUUGUUCUCAGAGCAGACUGCUGUUGUAGAAGAAGAGGGUCUUUAAAGUCCUGAAAGUCCUUCUCCCUGUCAGUGAAGUGUUCCUUGACUUUCUUCAGCCUAAUGAAAUAACUUUAUCUACAAACAUCAAAGAUUCUGGAGAACCAGGACCAGCAGUCCGCUCUCUAACUGGAUUAUAGAUCUUCAUGUGAGAGCUGACCUGCUGAUCUGCAGGAAGCCCUGUUUUCACCUCACACACACUCUUUAGAUAGAUAGAUAGAUAGAUAGAUAGAUAGAUAGAUAGAUAGAUAGAGUCGUGCCAAAAAAUGCAGAUGCUGAUGGAUUGAAGUGUAUUGACUGUGUGUGUGCGUGCGUGCGUGCAUGCGCGUGCGUUCGUGCGUGCAUGCACACGCAUUCGUGCGUGCCUGUGUGUGUGUGUCUGCAGGUUUCUGCAGAGUGGAGCUGAGGCCGUGGACGCUGUGACCUGGCAUCAGUGAGUUGACCUUUGACCUCCAGACUGCAGGACUGUAAAAGUCCGAAAAAGUCUGAAAAGUUCACCAAACUUUAGCGAUCAAACUUUUUGUCUUUAUUUGUUUUUUUUUCUUUCUUUCUCCUUUUUUAUUUUAUUUUAGAAUAGAAUGGAAUAGAAAAUUCCUUUAUUGAUCCCCCAUGGGGGAAAUUUUUUUGUCACAGCAGCAUCACAGACAAAGAGUGCAAAAAUGCAAUUAUAAAAAUAAAGAUCCUAAUAUUAAGAACUUAAAUAAAUGUAAUAAUUAAGAAAAAAUGUAGAAAAGGGAAAAAGGGAGACGAAAAAUAAAACUAUCUACGAUAUACACAAUUUAAAUGCCAGAAAAAAGUGGUGGUGCGAAUCCAGUUAUUAUUACAGUAAUAAGCGCUCUGUCUUGCAAGCUGGAAGGGAAAGUUCCCUGACCGGGAAUCAAACCCAGGCCGCGGCGGUGAGAGCGCUGAAUCCUAACCACUAGUCCUUUCCUUUUUUUCUGUCCUUGUCUUCUUCCUUCGGUCAGUCUCUAUGUUUUUUGUAGUUUUGGACGAACUCGGCUCUGGUGUUUCCCUGUGGAAACUGAAGCCUUGAUCUUAUGUCUGACAGCUUCAAAAUUCUCGAAUCAGUCGUAUAAAUAAAUGAGAGAUAACGGCUGAAACAUUUAUAAAAACAGAAAAGGUUUUUAUUAAAACUGUUUUUGUUUUCUGAAUGAAUCAGGAGGAAUCAGGAAAGAGGUGUUAGAUCAUCCAGAACUGUGGAAAUAAGAGUUUUUGUUUCAGCUCACUGUUACACCCUCACUGUGAGGAUUAAUUGAUGGGUCCUUUCUCCUGGUUUGUAGUUAUUAUGUGAAUGGCAGAGACACGUCUCUGGAGGACUUCCUGAACCCAGACAUUCUGGACACCCUGACCUUGAAGACCACUGAAGUUCUGGAGGUAAUCGUGUGUUUGAGAAGAAGAGAAGAAGGAAAGUUGGAGUUUGAGGUCUGAAUAAUGAUCUGUGUCUCCUCUCUUUGAUCAGACAGUGAAGCUGGAAUCUCCAAGGAAGCCGGUUUGGCUCGGAGAGACAGGCUCCGCCUUCGGGGGAGGAGCUAUAGGACUGUCGGACACCUUCGUGGCAGGAUUCAUGUGAGUUUUCACCAAACUGUAAGUUCUGGUGUUCGGAAAUAAGGCCAGUGAUUAAAACACUGCAGUACCUGUGGUGUCCACUAGAGGCUGGGUCCUGCAGUGACUCAACCGCAAUUUUCACCUUAUCCUGAAUGUCUACAAAAAGGUUGCAUCCUCCGAUCGUAGCUGAUCGUAACAAUUCAAGUUAAUGUGUCAAUUUCUACCGGCUUCUUUCCGUUCCUCUGCCAUCGCCGGACUCCUCAGCUGAUCACAAGAGUUCUAUUUUUUCAGGACGCCGAAGCAUGCCGGAUAAAUUCAGCACAGAUUAACCCGUGCUGGGAAGGAAGUCGGGCAUGGACACAAAAUAAAACAUCCGCCUUCUUUUCAAAAUAAAACACUCUGUGUUUCAGGAGGAUGUUUUUGCAAACCGGCAGAGACAAACAAGUGAAAGGUUUUUAGACGUCAUUUCACCCCGAUGACACCAUGGAUGAGGAGAUGCUGAUUCUAGAAGUCUAGAAGUAGAUUUCCUCCUCUGGAAGGACACAAUCUACAGCUUAUAUGUCUAUGUGGCGGUCUUUAUCGAGACAACUGGUUAUCGCACGAUUGACGGGAAUCCGUGGGUUCUUGUGAGUUCUUGGAAUUACCGCUGUCUGUAAUCCGCCAAGAAAUUCACCUCACAAACGAAUCCGAUAGGAAAUGGCAGACGGUGAAAAUCUGAGCCGUUCCAGAUGUGGUGAAAAUUGGGGGUCAGUCCCCAUAGAGCCCCAUGUUCAAACUGUUGUCAGUCUGGUCAACAGUUUGGGUCUCUGCACAGGACGGCUUUUAGAACACACACUUGUCUGUCAGACAGUGGUUCGGUACCAUGAACCCUUCACAGCAGACUGUGUUUUACUUUUCUGUUUUAUGCAGGGAGUGUGUCGACAGUCUGGAACAGCUUCAUUAUCGGUGUGGAUGUUUACAGAUUAGACUGUUCAAGUCACCGACAUCAGCUGCAAACCUCACCUGAUAUUUUUGAGAAUAAAGAUGAAGUGUGUUUCUUCAGAAUCAGCGACGUGUGCGACCCAACCGUUAAAAAACACUAAAGUUGUACUUUUCACAGUAAAAGACUCCCCGCACUUUUAAACUCUGCUUUUAUUCUGAAGGUCAGCCUAAGAGGAAUAAAACCGAGCAGGGACGUAACUUUACAGAUGUUCUUUAAAAUCACCACCUCAGGUUCAGGGUCGGACUGGUCCUCCUCAGACUAAAGGAUCAUUGGGUUUAGAGAUAAAAGUGAGUUUUUGUUUAUCUCUUAACUUAAGAUUGAAAAAGUGAAACCUCCUCAUGUACAGUUCUGUGGAGAGCUCAGUGGGAUGGUGGGGGUUUGUCAGGAGUCCACUCACAGCUGAUUGAGUUUAGUGAUUACCCAUCAGCCCUGGUCUCAUGACAAACCUUGGUUUUAAACAGACUCACAUGGAGAUCUUUCACACUGAGAGCGUCUCUGUGUGUCUGUGCUCUGAUGUUCUCACUGCUGAAGGUCUUCAACACGCCUCUGUCUUUGGGGUCUGCUGUAGAGGAUCUCUCUCAUGUUCUUGGUGGUCAGACCCCAAAGUUCACCUUCAUUAACUCUUUAUUUCUCUAAACCUGAACUGACUGAGACAAACUUCACUCUAAUGAACUUCAUUCAUGGACCUGACUGUCUGUCCUCUGUCUCCAGGUGGUUGGAUAAACUGGGUCUGGCAGCCAAACUGGGUCUGGAUGUCGUGAUGAGACAGGUGUUGGUUGGUUCGGGAAGUUACCACCUGGUGGAUGAAAACCUGGAUCCUCUACCUGUAAGCUAACCUGUGGGGUUUGACCAAUCAGAAACACUCAGUACGUUUCCAUGACACCCGAGAAAAACGAAUUAUCGCCUUACUCUGAUUAAGACCGGACAACUGAAGUGCAUGUAAACACCUUAGUCCGACUAUAAUUGGAGUUUGAGAACUCCGAUUGAAGUCGGAGAACUCCGAUUAAGACACCCAGGUAAUGCGAUUGGAAUUUGAUUUUCUCUACCAUGUAACCUGCGUGUGAUUUUUUUUUUUUGUAGGAUGGUAGGAGCAAGUCCUGCCUCCUUUGCCUCUGAUUGGAUAGAAAAGCUGGAAACGUCAUCACAUGCUCAAGCCAAAUGCGGGCUGUCAGCCCUGUACAUCGAACAGAACAUUAUAAAACAUUAGCGCACUUCUGAAUCUCCUAACCCUAACCCAACAGACGAAGUUUCGCAGCCAUAAGGAAUAACCAAUCGGAGCCCAGCACUUCUAGCCAAUAAGAGGCGAAGGAGGGCGGGACCUUCCUCUACCAUCCUACAAAAUAAAUUUCGCAACCAGCAUCGUCAGAGUAUGAUCGGACAAUGCAUGUGCGCGUGCGCCAUGCCCCCGUAACCCCAGAACAAAAAAAACAGAGAGGAAGUGUCAAUCAUUUAAAGAACUUUCGACGCAGAAGCAACUGCAACAUGGCUGAACCACGAAAGAAUGUCCACUUUAGGAACGACCAGGAGAGCGCCGUUCUGCUUUCCGACCUAUCAGAAACAGACAUUUUAAAGUAUAUGGACAAUAGCAAAACAAGGAACGGAGACAUCUUUAAACAAAAAUCAGCGGAAACAGCGCCGCUGAAAAGACCCAUAUCACCCCCUAGCUUUGGGGAGGAGGACAUUUAGUUUUCUCAGCUGCAUGUACACUACAGGCCAAAAGUUUGGAAGCAAGGCCAUUACAGGCCGGACAGUUGGGAGUAACUUGGGAGUAAGUUGUAUGUAUUUUGGGAUGUAUUUACUCCAUGAUCAUAUGUUGCUUUCAUGGAAAUGCACCAUUUUACUCCAUUUACCUUUAGAUUUACAUUGAUGUUAACAGAACAUUGCUAAAUAUACUAGCUGUUAAUGAGGAUUUCCCGGGUUUGGAGCCAGCCUCUAGUGGACUCUUGAGGAACUGCAGUUUUAGCACUCCUGCUCUGGCUCCAUUUUUCAUUAUCAGAGGUUGCUGCUUCCUGUAAAGGCGGCGUGUGUUUAAAUAGAAAAUACUGAGUUCGCAGUGAACGCCUUAGAUUCCCCUCAGGAGGUGGUGGAGACCAAAGUCUGAACGAUUCUUGGACCCAUGUUCGUCAGAUGAACACAAACACAAACACCCACUCUUCAUUUACUGAAUGGAAAAAAACUUUCAGAUGAUAAUAUUUACAGUUUGUUCUGCUGCCCCUAGUGGCCAAAAACCCUCACUGCGUCUUCAAAAUGUAAUCAAUAGUUUUUGACAUCUCUGUUUUUCCUUUCACAGGAUGAAAUUUAAUGCAGAGCUUCAGCUAAAACCAUUAUAACUGUGCACAUGUUUGUGUUUUUAAUAACUUAAAAUAAAGAAAAGAAUAAAAAUUUAAUAAUAAUGUGAGUCUCAUUAAAAUAAUCUGGUUUAAUGAAGGAGUCUGCUUUCAAUUCAAUUCAACUUUAUUUAUAUGGCACUUUUCAUACAAAAGGAAAUGCAAUUCAAAGUGCCUCACAGAGGCUAAAAACAACAAUAAAGCCAAAAACCCAACCCUUCCACCCACCCACACACCCAUGGACCCACACGCACACAGAGACACACACCCACCCUCACUCACCCACACAUACACACACACACACAACCGCACACAGUGUGAGAAUUUAAGAUAAAAUUGUAAAGAGACAUGGCCUGACACCGAGACAUGAGGAACGAGCUACCUUUAGGAAACACUGGAGAUAAAAAUAGAGAUAAAAAUGGUGAAAAGAGUAAAACCUGAUGGACUAAAAUAAGAAAAUAAUGAUAUUAAAUGAACAAAUAAAUACAAGGGGUAAAAGAAGUAAAAACCUGUGACGGGAAAUUAAAAAAGGCUAAGAACAGAGAUAAUGAAUAGAAUGACAUAAAAUAAACAUCAAGAACUUUAAUUAAAAUAAACAUUUGCAAUAAGAGAAAUCUAAAAUGGCAAUUAAAAAAAAGCCUGGUUAAAAAAGUGAGUCUUGAGCCUCUUCUUAAAAAUAUCAACAGUCUCUGCAGCCCUGAGGCUCUCCGGAAGGCUGAGCGAUCUUUUCUGUUAUAGACAGAUUUAGUCAAAAGUUUCAACUUUUGAAUGCUUAUGUCUUCCAAUAAAAUAUAUUCCCCAAAAAUACAUUAUCAGUUUAAUAAUUCAGUAUUUCCCUCUAUAAAUUGUCCAGUUUCUAUCAGUUUCAUACUUGUGUAGUGUAAUUAAAUGAACUCACAUGGGAAGAAAAUAUGUUUUUGUUUCUCAUCAGAGAGUGACUUCUUUAACUACAGGACAUAAAAAUCUCCAUCACCCACUCUCUCUCUGUUCACUGUGUCAUCUCUGUGAAUUCCUCCUCUCUCCCUCUCUCUGUUUUUCAGGAUUACUGGUUGUCUGUUCUCUAUAAGCGUCUGGUCGGACCAGAGGUUUUAAAAAUCGAAGGAUUUCAUAACUUUGCUCGACAUAAGAGAGUGAGGCUGUACCUGCACUGCGCUCACAAAAACAGGUAUUUACUGUGAAAUUUAACGUCAUGAGUCAGUUUUGUUUUACUGCAGAUUAAUCUAAACUUUGUAUGAAAGUUUCAACAUUAUAAAUCAGUUUGUAUUUACUGUGAAAAUUUGCAGCAGCUCCUCUAAUGUGUGUUAACCUGCAGAUACAGGCGAGGAGCCAUCACGCUGAUUUCCAUGAAUCUGAGUAAUAAAGCCGUCAGGAUCUCAGUUCCUGCUCGUCUCUCCUCCAGCACAGUAGAGGCAUUUGUUCUGGAGUCGGCACAGCCGGGGGAGGAGGGGCUGUACUCCAGGUGCUCCUCAAUACUCCCACUUAUCCCUGAAACAUUCCCUCCUCAUGUCAUGGGAAAAGUCACAUUUCCUCACUUACCUCUUCGCUGUAGCUCUCUUUAGUUCCUCUAACUGUAGCUCCAGGUCAGCGGCCUCUAACUCCCUCUGAAACUGUAAACUGUGGACUCUAUGUUCCUGUUAUUACACAGAUUAAUCCAUCAAACAUGAUAUUGAUCAGGGAGCUGGGGAGGUUUCACUGGGAGGUUUAAUGACCUCAGCCUGUUUCAGCUUUUAGUCCAAGCCACGUUAAGGCUUCGACUUUGGCAAAGAUGAACAGAAUAAAUGCAGAAUAAUCAAUAAAAAUACUUUUUUCUCUCCUACAGGUCUGUGACCCUGAACAGAAACGUUUUAAAGAUGGUGGACGAUCAAACUCUUCCUGAUUUGAAAGGAGUUUGUUUUCCUCCGUCUGAACAUCUACAGUUUCCUGCAUACUCGCUGGCGUUCUUUGUCUUUAUAGAUGCUGCAGCUGCAGCCUGUUUCUGA
Messenger RNA from Xyrichtys novacula (pearly razorfish), 34963 nucleotides. The record is from the annotation of a GenBank genome assembly. NCBI's taxonomy places the organism in Eukaryota, Metazoa, Chordata, Actinopteri, Labriformes, Labridae.